Messenger RNA from Arachis duranensis, 1755 nucleotides. RefSeq names its product rhodanese-like domain-containing protein 4, chloroplastic. Bases 169 to 1467 code for a protein of 432 amino acids. The transcript is spliced from 8 exons. The record is from RefSeq and is a predicted model, not a curated record. NCBI's taxonomy places the organism in Eukaryota, Viridiplantae, Streptophyta, Magnoliopsida, Fabales, Fabaceae.
UACCUUAAAAUUUGUCAACUACUCAAACUUUCCAAUUUUUCCAAAACUUUCCAAAACAACAACAAUACCCUCUUGAUUCUUAAAGAAUUCCCAUAUGUUAUACCCUGACACACUUUGAUUGAAUCACAUAAGAGUCUUUGUGACAUAGGAAUUAGUAACAAUUAUGCCAUGGAGGCUUUCAAUGCUACUGUUGCAAACUUGACACCAACAACAUCUGUUCUUUCUCACAGAACAAAACAACCCAACAAACUUUCAACACACCCAAAAAUUUCUGCAUGCAAAGUCUCAAACUUUUCAAUCUCCAGAACUAGAAACCAUAAAAAAAUUCUAUUCCUUCAAUCAGCAGCAUCAAUUUUCAGUACUGCACAACUUUCUGCUACUGCACUCACAUAUGAGGAAGCUUUGGGGCAAUCUUUGAAUUUCAGUAGUUCUGGGGACUUUGAUGCAAAUGGGGUUGUGGAGAAUCUUCUCAAUUUUGCAUCAGAGAACCCUCUUGUUGUUUUUGGAGGUGUUGCUGUUUUUGCAGUACCAUUGGUUUUGUUUCAGGUUCUCAAGAAGCCUAAACCAUGGGGUGUUGAGUCAGCAAAGAAUGCAUAUGAAAAACUUGGUGCUGAUUUGAAUGCUCAGUUGCUUGAUAUAAGAGAAGCUGUGGAGAUUAGGGAAGUUGGAACACCAGAUAUUAAUGGUUUGGGGAAGAAAUUGGUGUCAAUUACUUACAAGGGUGGUGAUGAUGAUAAGCCAGUGUUCUUGAAGAAGCUUGCAUUGAAGUUCAAGGAACCUGAGAAUACCACAUUGUUCAUUUUGGACAAAUUUGAUGGGAACUCUGAACUGGUUGCACAACUGGUCACAGAUAAUGGAUUCAAAGCUGCUUAUGCCAUUAAGGAUGGUGCAGAAGGACCUAGAGGAUGGACGAACAGUGGUCUUCCAUGGAAAGAACCACGGAAAGCAUUGGAUUUUGGCAAUCUGACAGAAGCUAUCUCUGAUGCAAUAGGAGAUACUUCUGAUGGCUUGGCUGUUACUCUUGGAAUUGCUGCAGCUACCGGCCUCGGCCUCUUGGCUUUCACUGAGAUAGAAACAAUUCUCCAAGUAUUAGGAUCAGCUGCACUUGUUCAGUUUGCAAGCAAGAAGCUUCUAUUUGCUGAGGAUCGAAAGCAAACACUACGGCAGCUAGAUGAGUUCUUGAACACCAAGGUUGCUCCUAAAGAGCUUGUUGAUGAAGUAAAGCAAAUUGGAAAGGCUUUUCUACCAGACUCCACUGAAGACAAGGCUCUUCCGGAACCAACAGAAAGUAGCACUGUACAGAAAGCAGAAGCUACUAUUGACAACGUUGCCGAGUCGAAAGUAGACAUGGUUCCAGAAACUGAAAACAAGGAUGAAUCGUCUCCAGUGUUGCCAAGACCACAAUCUCCAUAUCCACAUUAUCCUGAUUUCAAGCCUCCAACAUCUCCUACCCCUUCACAGCCGUAAUAUACAAAUCAAUUGUCAGAAAUAAUCAAGAUUCUAGCAAGUGUAUCAAGAGCUAUACAAUACUACAACCAAUGAUGUUCCAAGAAAUUCUUAAUAGUUGAAGAUAAGAUCCAUGCUACAAGUUUGUAAGGACUUGAUGGUCUUUUUAUGAAUAUCCUUGUAUUUGUGGUAUAGUAGUUUUUGUUGGGAUUUUGUAUAAUAUUACCUCUUUUUAGUUUUGGUGUAAUCAAAUAAGAUUUGUUGUACAAAUAGUUUUGCAAUGUAUUUGAUUCAAGACUUGUGGUAGUA